Molecule: messenger RNA, 1794 nt
Organism: Penicillium manginii
Lineage: Eukaryota; Fungi; Ascomycota; Eurotiomycetes; Eurotiales; Aspergillaceae
Product: X-Pro dipeptidyl-peptidase protein-like protein
Exons: 4
Coding region: 1-1794 (597 amino acids)
Molecular function (GO): dipeptidyl-peptidase activity
Source: RefSeq, a predicted model, not a curated record
AUGCCGAACCAAAUCCGGGAUAUCAGCGAAACCUUCGUGGAUGAGGAACAUCAUUUAAUCUUCGAAAAGAACGUCUCUGUUCCUCUCAAAUGGAAUGGAGGUGUUCUUCGUAUCAAUGUCUACCGGCCAAAGGCCGAGGGAAAAUACCCUAGUCUUGUCACUUAUGGCCCUUAUGGGAAAGACAUCUACUAUGGAGACUUCCACACAAAGUCGUUCUCCGAGGUCAAUCCUGUCCAUAAGUCCAAGUACUCCGCCUGGGAGACCCCGGACCCUGUUUACUGGACCAAACGCGGUUAUGUUAUUGUUCGUGCAGAUGAGCAGGGUCUGGGCCAAUCACCUGGCCUCUUGGACACCAUGUCUGCCAGCACUGCAAACAGCUUCUUUGAUCUCAUCGAGUGGACUGCCGUGCAAGAUUGGUGCAGUGGCAAAGUCGGUCUGCUCGGUGUGAGCUACUUUGCUGGAAGCCAGUGGCGCGUUGCAGCAAAGCGGCCUCAGGGCCUUGCUGCCAUUGUUCCUCACGAGGGCAUGUCGGACUAUUACCGCGACCGCUGUCGCCACGGCGGCAUUUUAUCCAACAACUUCAUCAACUUCUGGUGGAAUCGACAGGUCAUCACAAAUCAAUAUGGUCGACCCGGUCGCUCCAAGUCCCGUUGGGGCGAAGACACAAUCGAGGGAGAUCUGGAUGAGGCUGAAUUAGCAGAGAACUGUCGAGACCAGAACGUUGACAAUGUCGACAACCCCUUCCUUGACGACGAGUAUCACGACGCGAGGACCUUUCGUCUCGAAGAUAUUGAAGUUCCACUACUGAGCGUCGCAAAUUGGGGUGGAAUAACAUUGCAUCUGCGCGGUAAUGUGGAGGGGUACACCUGGGCAGGCUCGAAGCAGAAAUUCCUGCGCUUCAUCGUUGGGCGUCAUGAUUUGCCGUUCUAUUAUGAUGAGGAGGUUGAGGUGCACCGCAGCUUUAUGGAUGCAUUCUUGAAGGACGACGAUUAUGCGGGUUGGAAGAGUGGCAAGAUGCCCCCCGUUAGUGUUUGUCUGAGAAAGGGCGAUGUUGGCUUCAAUAACCCCGAAGGAGAGCUUACAUUUCCUCGACGGGAUGAGUUAGAGUGGCCUAUUGCGAGAACAGAGUAUACGAAAUACUUUCUGACUCCUGACCUGGUCAUGGGAAAUACCCCUCAGAGUGUUAGAAUGACAAAGGUAUCCAAGCUAUCCUAUGAUGCGGGUGAUUCCUCGAUCAAGGGGACGAAGGUGCUUGAAUUCAAAAUGCGACCCAGUCUCUCUGAACUUGAAGUGACGGGCAAUCUCGUCGCACAUCUAGCUGUGUCGGUCGACAGCAAGAUUUCCCCGCCUCCGGAUAAUCUGGAGCUAGACCUAUUUUUGACCCUUCGUCAUUUUACUGCUGCAGGCACGGAGAUUCCUUACACGGGAUCUUCAGGGGAUGCGGUACCAGUCACAAAAGGCUGGCUGCGAACAAGUCUGCGCAAGGUCAAUUCCGACAGUCCCUACCACAGGCCUUAUCUUCCUCGACGGGAGUAUCGGUCUAUUGAUGUUCAGCCUGUGCAGAAUGGAACAGUUUAUGAGGUCGAUGUUGAGAUGUGGCCAACAAAUGUUGUUGUUGAAAAAGGAGGCUAUUUGGUUCUCCAAGUAGCAUCGGAGGAUACCGAUCCCGGAGUUGGCCUCUUCAAGCACAACUCUCCAGUUGACCGACCUGCUGCGAAGUUCUCCGGAACUAACAACAUCCAUUUUGAUGGGCAUGAUAACUACCUUCUGCUUCCUGUGAUACCUGAAGCUUAA